CAUGUAUCCCGCAUCCAUCGUCGAUCAGGUCUCAGCAUUGCAGAUCGAACAGAACAGACCAGUACUGAACAGUGAACGCAGACACUUGGCCGCUGUUCACUGCAACUCAAGUAGUGACGCACCAUCGCCAUGGCGUACUACUCGGAGUCGGGCUACUGCGCGGAGGACGUGAGGAGGCCACACGCCGAGCCGGGGUACUACCACGGCGAGGGCGGCGAGCGCUACGCCGUCCGCAAGGAGUACGAGGAGAUCGACGAGGUGGCGCGCGCCGGCAGGGGCCACUACUACGGCCACGGCCACCUCGGCCGCAGCGGCAGCCACCACCACCACCACGUCGGCCAUGGCGGGCACGAGGGGUCGUGCCACGGGCACCACGGCGGCGAAUACCGCGAGCAGCACCACCUGCACAGCCACGGCCACGGCGACGGCGGGCGCCACUACGACGCGUGCGAGAGCAGGCGCUACGACUCGUGCACCGGCCAGUACUACGCUUGAGCUCGGAUAGAUCGGACGGCCAAGGUGAACGUCACGGUCAUCACCAUAAUAUCAGAUAUCACAUCAGGUCUGCUGCCAUCCGAGUCCUGACAGAGAGCUACUCCGAUCCGUACUAGUAGUACUAUGUAUUGUACACGAGAAUAAGACCGUGAUGAUGACGUGAAUAAAAGGUUUUACUUGCUUCCGGCA
Panicum virgatum (switchgrass) is the source of this 684-nucleotide messenger RNA. Its product is annotated as probable zinc transporter protein DDB_G0282067. NCBI's taxonomy places the organism in Eukaryota, Viridiplantae, Streptophyta, Magnoliopsida, Poales, Poaceae. The transcript has a single exon. The coding region runs from base 130 to 495 and encodes 121 amino acids. The record is from RefSeq and is a predicted model, not a curated record.